Molecule: messenger RNA, 1806 nt
Organism: Fulvia fulva
Lineage: Eukaryota; Fungi; Ascomycota; Dothideomycetes; Mycosphaerellales; Mycosphaerellaceae
Exons: 3
Coding region: 1-1806 (601 amino acids)
Source: RefSeq, a predicted model, not a curated record
AUGGCUCAGCCCACCAAGUCUGGCAACACAAGUAAAGCUAUCCGAUGGUUUCUGGUAACGUUCAAUCGGCUCGCUGUCCGCAACCCUACCGAAUUGUACGACCAUGUCUCGCACUCACGUACCCUACUGACUCACGAUCAUGUACACAACCAUGGCGAUUUGCCUACUUCCAACCGGCACGAAGACGACACCGACACCAUAGACCGCAAAGACAGCCUUUCGAGCAGCGACCAUACUCAUAAACCACACGAAGAGCUCACAAAGAUUGAACUCUUUUACGAUCUGUUCUUCGUCGCCAAUCUCACAGUCUUCACUUACAUUCACGAUGUUUCUGACAACACGAGCCUGCUACAAUACAUAUGGUUCUUUUGCGUAUUAUGGUUCACCUGGUACCAGGUCGCGCUGUACGACGUUCGAUACUCGAAGCUCGACUGCAUGGCCGCGCGACUGAGCAAGAUGGUGCAGUUCUGCGUCAUGAUCAUAUUCGCAGCAACUGGGCCAAUGUUCAAGGUUGGUGAUACUCCAGAAAGCGAAGAUCGCUUUGGAUCCUACGUAGAGACGAACUCAUACUACGGCGUUUUCACGCUAGCACUCAUGACGAGUCGAAUCAUCCUCGCUGUUCAGUAUUACCUGGUGCGUCGACUGUACCAACGAGAUCACCCGGCGACUAGAAGGCCGUUGACUGCUUUGGUCAUUACAUACGCCUUCGCCGCCGCCAUAUACGGUGGUGUAUACCACUUCUUUACAGACCCCGGCAACAGCAAUGCCUACAUCGCCUGGUAUGUCAUCGGGCCCGUGGAAUCCAUCAUCGCAACCUUUGUUGCGUGCUCCAAGACGUCCUCGGGUCUCGACUUCCUCGACAGACUGCCAAUGCUCAAGAGAUUACUGUCAAGAAUUGUCAAAGGCGAGUCCGAAAAGCUCUGCUUCAGCAACAAGCUCCUGGUUGAGCGUAUGUCAUUACUGACGCUCAUCAUUCUCGGAGAAGGUGCCAUCAGUAUCGCCAAGCAAUGUCAAGCCGUUGCGUACGCCUGGUCGCUUACCUGGAGCGUGGUCAACGUGAUCAAUAUCCUGAGCUCGGUACUGAUCAUCUACUUCAUCUAUCUGAUCUACUUUGACUGGAUCGAGCACAACCCACAUAUCGAGGAGAUGAGUCCUGUAAGACAGAGAUUCUGGGCAGGCUCACACUUCUGGUUACAUUUAGCCCUCGUCCUUGCAAUUCAAGGAGUGAAGCUCUCGAUUCUGUGGGGUGCAGCUACUGAGAAGAUCCGGACAUUGGACAGACAUGAUCAGGAUUGGAUAGCACUACACGACCGCAACGAAGCAGUAUUGAUUAGCGACCUCGCCCGGUUCAAUACAUCGGCCUACUGGUGGAACGACACCCUCACAGAUAUCACUGGAGACCAGGCCUACAUGGUCAAAACUUACUCCGACGCACUCGAUACUAUCAAUGAUCGCUGGCGUGUCUGGGCCGCCGUGGACUUUCUUAACACCGUCGUGAACUCCGACGAAGUCAAUAUCAGUAAUGUUAUCCGAGCUUACAGGAUGCUAAACUACACCGCCUAUACUGGAGUCUACACCAUCGCUGGGUUCAGUAAGACGAAACUCAGCACCGAGGAGAGGGAGUACGAGGUCGAUCCAUUCGACAUUGAGGACCAAUUCUGGGUCGACAAGCUCGAUUCUGGUGGAAUUGGCGAAAGCAAAUAUCUGGACGACACGAAGAACCAUUUUCGUUUGACGUACAAAUACCUCUUCACCUCUAUUGGCGUCGUUGUCCUGAUGUGCGCUCUGUUGGCUUACCUAGGUUAG